AUGCCCAAACCGAAACCAACAACGACAAUCGAGCGAACACCAUGUUUACUCCUCCAGUGCCCGAGUGAGAUCAUCAUCGAGGUUGCCAGCUACUUGGAGCUUAGUCAUUUAUACGCGUUCGUCCAGACAUCCCGCGCCUUGUACGCUACUCUACGCAUUCCAUUCUACAAUCGCGCAUGUACUACCUCGAUAAGAAGUUACAAUCGUUCUUCCGCCAGUGUUCUGGAAUGGGCUUCAGGAAAAGGCUACGUGGCUGUGAUUUGGGAGAUUCGAACUCAAGAAUCACCUGGAGAUUGGAGAAAGUCCCCUCCUCAAGCAAAAAACAUAGCUCUAUGUCUGGCUGCAGCCAACGGUCACCUGGCAUGUAUCGAGCCAUUGUUGGCCAUGGGUGCAUAUGCGGGAAUGACAUGUCAGUUUUCUCAAUCUGAAUGGUCUAAAUGGCCUGAAUACUAUACGCCAAUACAGUACGCGGCAGAAAAUGGUCACCCAGCCAUGGUGGAGCUCCUCCUCACGAAAGGCGCUGUACCGGGGACCCUGAUGGGUAUGAAAGCCCUGGAAAACUCGAUACUAAAUAACCUUAAAGCAUGCACAUAUUUUCUCCUUGAUCACGGCGUAAGCACGCGUGUCGAAGCACCCGUGGUAGCAAAAACCUACCUGAUUGAAAAAGCAAGCGAAGGCUGCCAAGGCAUGGUGCGGACGCUUGUUGAAAACGGAGUGAACAUAUUCACCAACAACUCGGAUGAUCAUGCUGCCGUGCAGUAUGCGAUAGGGCAUGGUAGGGUGAAGUGCUUGCGAAACCUUCUUGAGGGCCAGGCGAUUUUCGGAUCCGAAAUCGUAUUGCACACAGCAGUCAUGCAAAUGAAUGAGAUCGCGACUUGA
Molecule: messenger RNA, 879 nt
Organism: Aspergillus glaucus CBS 516.65
Lineage: Eukaryota; Fungi; Ascomycota; Eurotiomycetes; Eurotiales; Aspergillaceae
Product: ankyrin repeat domain-containing protein
Exons: 1
Coding region: 1-879 (292 amino acids)
Molecular function (GO): protein binding
Source: RefSeq, a predicted model, not a curated record